AUAUACUCAAAGCUGCUAGCCAAUGCAGUCACAGGUCAUAAAACAUGAAUAUACCAUGAUGUGUAAUAAACCAGGUAGCCACAGGUAUCCGAGUUAUGUUUAUUCCCGAACGAAGGUUAUGUUAUUAACAAUGUUUUGUACUUCCAUGAGUUAAAGUCGUCGUUAAAUGUUAAUGUACGUAAAAUGAAGUAUGGAUUAAAAACUGCCAAGUAAUUAUACUGACAAAGUUCUACUCGAUAAAGAAAUAUGAAGUUAGUGAAGCCAAAUUGGGUUACACACGAUGGUUACCCAAUAUUUUCCGUGGAUAUACAUCCAGAUGGAAAGAGAUUUGCGACCGGUGGUCAAGGCGGAGAUUCUGGCAGAGUUGUUAUAUGGAAUAUGGAACCAGUAAUUAAUGAAAUUGCAGAACUAGAUGAAAAUAUUCCAAAAAUGUUGUGCCAAUUAGAUAAUCAUCUUGCUUGUGUCAAUUGUGUCAGAUGGAGUAAUAACGGGUUAUUAGCAUCUGGUGGUGUAGAUAAACUAAUUAUGAUUUGGAGAUUGUCUGGUGGAUCAGGCGGUAGCUCCGUAUUUGGUGGAAAAUCUAGUGUUGAGACAUGGCGCUGUAUAGCUACGUUACGUUCACAUGAGGCUGAUGUACUUGAUCUUGCAUGGGCACCGCAUAGCCCAUGGUUAGCUUCUGCAUCAGUAGACAAUAGCGUGAUUGUAUGGGAUGCUUCAAAAUUUCCAGCUAUUGUAGCUGUAUUAAAGGGGCAUACAGGAUUUGUAAAAGGAAUUACAUGGGACCCGGUAGGAAAAUAUCUAGCUUCUCAAUCUGAUGAUAAAACGCUACGUGUAUGGCGCACUACAGAUUGGACAGAAGCAGCAUUAAUAUCAGAACCAUUUGACGAAUGUGGAGGAACCACUCAUGUUUUAAGAUUAUCUUGGAGCCCGGAUGGUCAAUAUUUAGUGUCGGCUCAUGCAAUGAACGGCGGAGGUCCAACCGCGCAAAUAAUCGAGAGAGAUGGAUGGACCCAAGACAAAGAUUUUGUUGGACAUCGAAAAGCAGUUACAUGCGUGAGAUUUAAUGGGAAUAUUUUACAAAAAAAGCAACCAGGUUCCUCAAAGCAAUAUUGCUGUGUUGCUAUAGGCUCUCGCGAUCGUUCACUCUCUGUAUGGUUAACAUCGUUAAAAAGGCCUCUGGUAGUAAUACACGAAUUAUUUACACAUUCUGUCUUAGAUGCUAGUUGGUCUCCGUGUGGUCUGCGAUUGGCAGCUUGUUCUUGGGAUGGAUCUGUUGUAAUUAUUGAAUUUACACAACAAGAAUUGGGUCAACCGCUGGACCCCGCUGAACAAAGUAGUCUUCAUGAACGUUUGUAUGGUAAACCUCUAGUUCAAGGUGGUUGUAAUGUAAUGGAAGCACCUGAACUUCUUAAUUUAAAAUCGUCAACACCUUCGACUCAAACAACUCAAACGCCAAAUAUAAAUUCAGUAUAUCCACCUACUUCAACUACUCCCGCUAAAGGUCCUAUUAAUAAACAAAUUGAAACGAGGACAUCGGAUGGCAAAAGGCGGAUAACACCAAUGUUUAUUCCACCUCCGACGGACGCAAUGGAUUCGCCGAGUGGUAGAUUAGGAACGCCAACAUUUACAAGUCAAGUUAAAAGUUCAAUUGUUAUAGAAAAACGAAAUGAUGUUGUAGCGCCUAACGUUACCACCUCUGUAAAUUUAACUAAUAUGAAUAUAUCACCAUCCACACUUACUCUGAAGCGUCGUGAACAAGCUACACCAAAACCACAUCACAGUUCGCUUAAUAAGAAACCGAAAAUUACAUCCGAAAGGAAUACUAAUCAAAUAUUACUUCCCCCGUUAAAACCGUCCAGUUCAUUGUCUCAACAGGCUGGUCACUAUGCGGUAACCGUGACCAACAGCCAAGGUUUAGCUCAUUUACAAGUAUUUAAGGGUACCGAUUCGGAACCAACUUGGGAUCUGUAUUUGGGAUACAGCGCGGUAGCUUUAGCAGCAUCACCAGCAGUUAUAGCAGUUGGUUUGGAAGAUGGAAGCCUUCAUACGUUUCAUCCUGCGAAAGGAUGUCGUCCAGCGCCUCCUUUAGCACCACCUGCACCACUUGCAAAAGUUCAUGCAGUUGGAAAUGCAGUAAUGGUUAUUUCAAGUUGUGGGGCUGUACGUGUUUGGGAAAUAGGAUAUUCUUGUAGAAUGAUAGUUUCCACUUCCGCUGCGCAUUUAGCAGUACCGGGCAUCUCUUUGUUGUCUUGCACUUUAUACAAUGGAAUGCCACACUUGGCUUUUACUAAUGCCAGAGCAUACGUAUACCAUAAAGAAAUGGGUACAUGGCUAUUAAUUGGUGAUAGUCAAGAUCCCGUAUGGCGAUGGGCGUCAUUCAACGCAGCAAGUACAUCUGGAAGUAGAGUUCCUAGAGGUCCACUCUCUUCUUUACAAGAGGGAUUACUCAGAACAGCUGGAAAUACUUUACCGAAUCCGAGAUUACCACACAGCGCUCCAAGUGUAGUAUCUUACUUGGAACAACAAUUACUCGCUUCUAAAGCGCUUGGAAGUUCUCAAGAAUAUAUACAUUGGCUCAUAGCCUUGGUAUCAUUCCUAUUAACUCAAGAUGGAUUAGAGAAACGUUUGAGGUUAAUCUUAGACGAGCUUUUGGGACCAAGUCACACAUCAGCUUCUAAAAGUAUAUGGGAUCCUUUAAUACUGGGGAUUAAAAAGCAUAAACUUUUAGAAGAUGUUUUGUCCAUUGUCGGUGGACACCUUCGUUGGCAAAGAUUGUACCUUGAGUAUGCAGAACAAUUAACAACAUUGAAGAAUCAAACUAUUUAAAAGAGAACGAUCAAAAUAUAGAUCUAUAAUAUAUAUAUUUAUAUAUAAAUAUAUAUAAAUAUAUAUAUAUAGAUCUAAUUAUAUAUUAGCAUUGUAAUUAUAUAUUAUAAUUCUAAAAUAAUGUCGAUAAAUUUUAUACCACAACUAACAAAAUAAUUUUUUGAAUUUUUCACAUCCAUAAAACUUUUUUUUUUUUUUUUACGUAAUCUUAAUCUAAUAAAAAGCUUGUACAGUUCUUUUU
Messenger RNA from Hylaeus volcanicus, 3067 nucleotides. It is a transcript of the gene Hira, whose product is annotated as protein HIRA homolog. Gene Ontology annotation, cellular component: HIR complex; nucleus. Gene Ontology annotation, molecular function: protein binding; nucleosome binding. The record is from RefSeq and is a predicted model, not a curated record. NCBI's taxonomy places the organism in Eukaryota, Metazoa, Arthropoda, Insecta, Hymenoptera, Colletidae. Gene Ontology annotation, biological process: DNA-templated transcription; regulation of DNA-templated transcription; chromatin remodeling. The transcript has 11 exons. Bases 247 to 2826 code for a protein of 859 amino acids.